AUGCCGCUUGUGGUGUUUUGCAGGUUGCCGUGCAGCGGCAAGAGCAGGCCUACGGAAGAGCUACUUCGGGCGCUGGCCGACGAGGGCAGCGCCGUGUACGUGAUGGACGACGCUUCGGUGCUGGGCGCUCACGACCCGGCUGGGUACUGCGACUCUGCCGGUGAGAAGGCGCUGCGCGACGCGCUGCGGUCGGCGGUGGAGCGGCGCCUUAGCCGGCAGGACGUAGUCAUCCUGGAUAUCAAGGGCUUUCGCUAGGAGCUGUACUGCCUGGCGCGGGCUGCGCGCACGCCGCUCUGCUUGGUUUACUGCAUAAAACCGGCCUGGCCGAGCCGGGGACUUCGGGUGGCCCGCGUCGCGGAGAACCCGGGCCCGGCUGUCAGUGUGAGCUGGAGGCCGAGCGCGGAGGAGCCGCGGGCCGCCAGCCCCGUAGCAAAUGGAAGAGUCCCGGCCGCCGUCCCCGGGGAACUGGAUCCCGAGGAAAUCCUGCCAUCAAGUCCUCCUCCAGCUGUAGUGACUCCGGAGUCCGAGAAAUCUGCAAAGCCCGGUGCCUUUCCUCCCGAACUUUUGGAGUCGUUAGCUCUGCGCUUUGAGGCUCCUGACUCUCGGAACCGCUGGAAUCGACCCUUGUUCACCGUGGUGGGUUUAGAAGAGCCGUUGCCCCUGGCCGAGAUCCGGGCUGCGCUGUUUGAGAAUCGGGCCGCUCCACCCCAUCAGUCAACGCAGUCCCAGCCCCUGGCCUCGGGUAGCUUUCUACACCAGCUGGAUCAGGCCACGAGCCAGGUGUUGACUGCUCUGAUGGAAGCACAGAAGAGCGCUGUACCCGGAGACCUGUUAACACUUCCUGGCACCACAGAGCACCUCCGAUUUACCCGGCCCUUAACCUUGGCAGAACUGAGUCGCCUCCGUCGCCAGUUUAUUUCCUACACUAAAAUGCAUCCCAAUAAUGAGAACCUGCCUCAGUUGGCCAACAUGUUUCUUCAGUAUCUGAACCAGAGUUUGCACUAAUUGGGUGGUGGGCGGCGGCGACGACAGCUUUUGUCUGAAUUCCACUGUAGUUUGUUUAGGAAGAAUACGGUCUGCAGAGCAUAA
Acomys russatus (golden spiny mouse) is the source of this 1089-nucleotide messenger RNA. RefSeq names its product protein KTI12 homolog. The transcript has a single exon. NCBI's taxonomy places the organism in Eukaryota, Metazoa, Chordata, Mammalia, Rodentia, Muridae. The record is from RefSeq and is a predicted model, not a curated record.